AACAAAUAUAUUAUUUGAAAAAUGACGUGUUGACUGUUGUGCAAAUCAAAAGCAACGGUCGAAACUAUUUGAAAUAUUUUGAUAGUAGAUAUAUUCAUAAACAAAAUAUAUAUUUUAAUAAUUGUGUAAUGCAAUAAAUAACAACUGUAAACAUGCAACCUGACGAUUUUAUAGUGAAUAUAAAAGCAAAUGGAUCAAAAACUGACGUUUAUGAUCUUGACCAAAUCUACAUUGAUUAUAAGAAAAUUUCAAACAACUUGCGGGCCAAAGACUGUGGACUUUUUUCUUUGAAUGUAUUGUGUAUACUGUGCAGAAAUAUAGAUAAAAUACCUUCAUGGCGCGACAACGUAGAUGUAAAAGAAUUAUUAACGUUGAGUAUAGAUUGUCUAAGAGAGACAAGGGUACUUGACGGGCCAGAGCGAGUGAAGUCACUGGCUUGCAUCUAUCAUAUCCAUAAAUAUGCUGUCAAACAGAGUAAGCCAUCACCUCCAGAAUUAAUAAUUAAACUUGUCUACAUGGCAUUUGAACCUGAUGUAGGAAAUUUAUUGAAUGAACAUUUCAAAACAUACUGGCACAUAGUUGCAGAUCACAUUUUAUAUUUAGAGAAACUAAAAGCCAAAGCAUCUCUUACCAAAUUGUUACCAAAAUUGACUGAAAUUGUACUCAAAACUGUAAAAGUAUACGACACGGUUCAAUUCUGUAUGAAUAUAUUAUUGUUUCUUGUAAAGAAAAUGUAUUUUUUGUUCAAUGAAAAGGCUGCCAGUGAACUUGAUAAAUUGUAUGGUGAAAUUUUUACCAAUAUGUUAGAAAAAAAUGAUUUAAAAGGAUUCAGGAGGUUGAAGGAAAAGGACUUGUUAGAUUUGUAUACAAAAUUCAUCGACUGCUUGUAUGUGAUAGCUGAAAACUCCUCAAGAAUUGGCUUUGAAGGAUUGGCUAUGGAAACAGCAGUCCGUACAUGCACAAACUUCAUUGGUCACAAUAGGAAUUUGCAAAGUAUCCUAUACACUUACCAUUCCAAUAUAUGCAGCAUAUUAAAACCUAUGCCGAAUAUGGCUCACGUAGAGACCGUCUUCAACAAUCUUUUGAUUAACCUUGAAGAAACAAAUAACAUGGAUGAGAAAAUCAUGCUGUUAACCUACCCGAAUAUAAAUCAGUUCCUGAAACUAUUUAUAGAGAGAUUCAUCAAAAUAAUAGACCUUUCGGUGCAUGAUAUAUGUCUUAAGUUGAUCUGCUAUUUGACAAAACAAUUAGAGAGUUCUGAACAAGUGUUGAAAUGUGAAGGUUGUAAGGCAAAAACUGGCCUACAUGAUGCAUUGCGCUUGAGUUUUCUAGCCAAGAAUUUAAUGACACAGGCCAUUGAAACCAAAUUUGACAUGUCACAGGUGCUGGCGACUCAUGUGGACUUAGUCCAUGAACAGUAUGACAUAUUACAAAAAUUAGGAGUGUUGUCAUGUAAUAACUAUGUCAAAUACUUCAGAAAACUUCAAACAGAUGUUCACAACACAGCAAUAUUACUAAACAAAGCUCAGUACUAUGAAUUUUCUAUAAAACUUUUUGAUUUGUACAUAAAAAAAGAGCUUACUCAUUUCAAAUCUGAAGAAGAACUUAAAAAUAUCAGCAGAGCCUUGUAUAAUAAGAGUAUCUGUGAAAUGGAUUAUAAGUUAUAUGAAAUUGCUUUGUUAGAUGCAUACUUGAGUCUUAUAUUCAGUAGAGAAGAAGCUCUGAAGAGCGAGAAAUACAUGAGUUUGGUUGUGGACAUAAAAGCCAAAGCAUUAAAGGCCGAACAUCCUGAAGAGUUCCAACUGAUCUCUGUUCUUGAUGCUUCAAAUAUUAGUAAAGAUAAAUGUUUGUAUGGAAACUUAAAGCCAUUUCUUCUGGAUGUCAAGUUUGGCUUACUCCUGAAGCAUGAAUAUGAUAUGUACUUGAAGCUGUGGCCGUCGGUGGUCGCGAUAGCUGGCGUGUGGAGGGCGCUGGCACGUCUUACUGGAGAGGAGCUGUCCAGCGCCGACAGUGAAGAAACAGCAGACGUAACAAGGACUCUGUACGAGGUGUUACUGGGCACUCCUAAUGCUGUGAGAAUAAUGCAUAGUGAACAUUACAGCAGGGUCAUCACACAACUAUUAGAAAGAUACAAGGAGGAACAGACAGGAGACGCGCGUGCGGUGCACGCAACUCUGUUGAUGCUGAAGACUGAGUGCGAGCUACACGAGGCCAGUGAAAAAUAUGGCUGGAAACAAGUGAUCGCGAAUUCCGAUCCGGACCAAAUAGCGGCGGUCCGCACCGUGCAGCAGGAGCACCGCGCCGCGCGCCACGCCGUCGAAGCUGUUCGGAUUUGGAGGCAACUAGCUCGCGACCUCUCGACGGUAUCUCCGUGGGUGGCGAGCGGUUCGCUGGCGGUCGCGCAGACGUGCGUGCAACAACUUGUGCAGCUGAACCGCGCGCCGCAUGCGCUGCAGCUCGCGCAUGCGUGCUGCCAGCUCGCACAAUACCUUAACGACAAAGAGGCGUACAUAACUAAUGCGUCAGUGAUCCUCCACCACGUGGAAGACAGCAGCGCGGUAGUGGAUGAGAUGCUGCAGCGCGCCGCCCGCUGGUGCCGCGAGUUGUCGCCCGACCCUGCCUCUGUUGAUGUCGCCGUCGUGUUCCUAUGUAGUGCUGCUAUGCACUACAGCGGUCGCGGCGCGGCGGGCGUGGCGGCGCGCGUGCUGCGACUCGCGCAGGCGCGCGUGCUCGCCGCUUGCACGCGCUACCCUGAAGGCAACUUUGACUUGUCGGUGGGCGCGGUACUGGAGGCACAGACGCGGCUGUGCGCAAGCGCAGAUUCCGCACCUACGCUGCUCAGCGCUGUCAGCAACAUGCAGCGGCACUAUCUCGCGGCUUCUCAUCAUUCGGGUGCGGGGGCGUGGUGUUCGCGGCGACGGCGGGCUCUGCGCGUGCGCAGUGCGGCGGUACGGAGCGGCGCAGAGGCAGCGCGGGCGGCGCGGUGGCUGGCGAUGUGCCGGCGCGCGCGCGGUGCCGCCGCGGCCGCGCUGCCCGCCGCGCCGGCGCUGCCGCACGCGCAGCUCUUCGCCACCAUCACCGACGCCCACCACCGCCAUCUCGCCAUGGUCCGGAUAGAGAACCAUCUCAAAUAUAUUCUCGGCAUUCAACCGUCCAGCGACACGCUCACAUACAAACCAGAAGAGCAAGAAAAACGAGUGGUUCCUAACGCCAGGCAAGAGGUGGAGGUAAUGCUGGAGAAAUGCGACUUUAGAGGCGCCAGUAGCCCUCGGGGAUGGUACACGUCCGUACCAAAUUUUGAGAUGCCAAGCUGGUUCAGCCACGAAAUCUCAUGUGUCUGUGCCGCGUGCCAGAUCCCAUUCUGCUAUAUUUUGGCCUGCGUCACCUUCGGUCUCGAAGCUGCCGUGUACUUCAGAGGAGGCGAGCGUCGUACCGCCGAAGAUUACUUCAACGGUGCACUGGCGAUGUGCAGCCGUUUUGAACAGAAACUCAAAGAAAGCAGUGAGUUUGAAGAUUACAUUGCAACAUAUGAUCAGAAAUUCCUUCGCAGACAAUUGAUGGAAGUUCACUUGGAGAUCAUGCUGGAAUUUGCCUUCAUGGAGCUGGCGGAGGGCAGAUACGAAGAGUGCGACGCCCAUGUGGUCAGGAUACACGAGGUCAUGCAGGCUGAUGUAGACCCAUAUUUGAAAAAUGAGAUUAUGAAUUUGCUAACAGCUUGCGCUAGGGUCAGGCACGUCACGACUACACCAACAGAACUGGAAAUUGAAAUGGAAAGCCUGAAGUUGACGGACGAGGAGCCCAAGACUCCAGUCAAUAAACCGGCAAAUCCUCCUCUGAUGACACGACUUAUGGUCAAGCAGGAGGAAAUUAUGAAGAGGCGGAAAGUCAUCAAACUGAACCUGGACGAGGGGACUGAUGAGGUUGAGCCGGAGCCGAAGCCUCAGUUCAAAAUCCCCGUACCUUUAAUAUCAAAACCGAUACUUGAAAAUGCCACGCCUCGAGCGAUUCUAGUAACGAGACCUACUCUGGAUUUGAACGAGGAUACUCCUGAGAAGUGGUUUUCACAAUCAUCUUCGUUGGAGACUCCAAAUAAAAAUGACGUCACCCCUCAAAAGUCGUCGUCCAGGUCGCGGGCGAAGGCUGGCGCUCUGCGGAGUCUGCGCCGCGCCACCAGCCCCGGCGCGCUGCCGCGGGACACGCGCCGCAGCAAACGCGUGCAGUGACGCCCGCACAGCGAUUGCAACUAGCAUUAUUUACAACAGCUGCACAGCGCCUGACACACGUACUCAGGAACGAUUUAGUGCAGGUUAUUUAGACUUUUAUUCAAUAAAGGAAUGCAUUUAAAAA
Molecule: messenger RNA, 4347 nt
Organism: Manduca sexta (tobacco hornworm)
Lineage: Eukaryota; Metazoa; Arthropoda; Insecta; Lepidoptera; Sphingidae
Exons: 13
Coding region: 153-4223 (1356 amino acids)
Source: RefSeq, a predicted model, not a curated record